GGGGCCGUGGAGUCCAUCGCCAUGAAGAACCCCAAGGAGCGGACGGCGCUGUUCGAGGAGAUCAGCCGCUCGGGGGAGCUGGCGCAGGAGUACGACAAGAGGAAGAAGGAGAUGGUGAAGGCCGAGGAGGACACUCAGUUCAACUACCACCGCAAGAAGAACAUCGCCGCCGAGCGCAAGGAGGCCAAGCAGGAGAAGGAGGAGGCUGACCGGUACCAGCGCCUCAAGGACGAGGUGGUGAGAGCUCAGGUCCAGCUCCAGCUCUUCAAGCUCUACCACAACGAAGCAGAGAUUGAGAAGCUCAACAAGGAGCUGGGCUUGAAGAACAGGGAGAUCGAUAAGGACAAGAAGAGGAUGGACAGGGUGGAGGAUGAGCUGAAGGACCGCAAGAAGGAGCUGGGCAAGAUGAUGAGGGAGCAGCAGCAGAUCGAGAAGGAGAUCAAGGAGAAGGACUCGGAGCUCAACCAGAAGCGUCCUCAAUACAUCAAGGCCAAGGAGAACACGUCCCACAAGAUCAAGAAGCUGGAAGCAGCCAAGAAGUCGCUGCAGAACGCGCAGAAGCAGUACAAGAAGCGCAAAGGGGACAUGGACGAGCUGGAGAAGGAGAUGUUGUCCGUGGAGAAGGCCCGGCAGGAGUUCGAGGAGCGGAUGGAAGAGGAGAGCCAGAGCCAAGGCCGGGACCUGACCUUGGAGGAGAACCAGGUGAAGAAGUACCAUCGGCUGAAGGAGGAGGCCAGCAAACGUGCGGCCACCUUGGCCCAGGAGCUGGAGAAGUUCAACCGGGACCAAAAAGCUGACCAGGAUCGGCUGGAUCUGGAGGAGAGGAAGAAAGUGGAGACUGAGGCCAAGAUCAAGCAGAAGCUGCGGGAGAUCGAGGAGAACCAGAAGCGCAUUGAGAAGCUGGAGGAGUACAUCACCACCAGCAAGCAGUCGCUGGAGGAGCAGAAGCGCCUGGAGGGGGAGCUCACCGAGGAGGUGGAACUGGCCAAGCGCCGCAUCGAUGAGAUCAACAAGGAGCUCAACCAGGUGAUGGAGCAGUUGGGGGACGCCCGCAUCGACCGCCAGGAGAGCAGCCGCCAGCAGAGCAAGGCCGAGAUCAUGGACAGCAUCAAGCGCCUCUACCCCGGCUCCGUGUUCCUGCCCCUCGAUUACCUGGAGGUGAAGCCCACAGACGAGAAGCUGCGGGAGCUGAAGGGGGCCAAGCUGGUGAUCGACGUGAUCCGCUACGAGCCCCCCCACAUCAAGAAGGCCCUUCAAUACGCCUGCGGCAACGCGCUCGUGUGCGACAACGUGGAGGACGCCCG
Molecule: messenger RNA, 1304 nt
Organism: Nestor notabilis (Kea)
Lineage: Eukaryota; Metazoa; Chordata; Aves; Psittaciformes; Psittacidae
Product: structural maintenance of chromosomes protein 1A-like
Exons: 8
Biological process (GO): sister chromatid cohesion
Cellular component (GO): cohesin complex; nucleus; chromosome
Molecular function (GO): protein binding; ATP binding; DNA binding
Source: RefSeq, a predicted model, not a curated record